AUGGCGACCUUUUACGAUCGUAUCGCUGGUGGUCCUGUGCGGCACAAGCGCAAGGGCAUUCCCAUGCGCUCGCCGUGCCAAAGAGACAUGGUCGAGGCACCUGGAGUAGUGUUCCGGUUCCCUGACAAAAUCAGCAGCAGCCCCGAGCUGAAGCCGGUGGUUCCCGGACUGAACAUCCUGCCCUUCUCGGCCGGCCUGCCCUCGGGCAACGGUGCCAAGUCUGCGGCCGCCGUUAUAGCUGCGGCCGCUGCGGUUUCGGCUGCUGGCAGUCCCACACUCCGCUACCACGCGCUCUUGCCAUCCAGCGCCAUUGUUGCUGCUACUUCCAAUGCCCCUGCUACUACUACCAUCACUGCCGCUACUAUUGGCGCACUCACAACAGCAGCGACAGCAGCAAAUGCCGCGCAGGCCGCUCACACCACGGCUACUGCCGAUUUGUUGCGGCGGGGCGACGCCGAAGUGGAAAUUAGCUCGACUUUCAGCACUCCGAUCCUCAGACCCACUGGCUCGGCCAUCCCGAUCCACCGCUCAGCCAGCAACGUUCUGCACUACCCAGAGCUUCUCAGCGACUUGCGCGACAAGCUGAUGCAGGUUCAUCAGAUCAGCCACCACCACAACAACAACAACAACAGCAGCAGCAGCAGCAACAGCAACAAUGCCGCUUCAAGUGGCGUCGAGAGCGACGAAAAUCACACAAUCAAGCGCGUGGGGCGUGGCAAGCGUGCGGGCAAAUCCACCGCGGCUGCUGCUGCUGCGCCUGCUUCGCGUGGUUCGGGAUCGUCGCCCGGCCCCGCCCCUGGCUCUUCUGUCGGAGGCAGGGGGUCGAGUGUUUUGCGCACGACGCUGCGCUCGCGGCACGAGACGGGGGCAGCGGCUGCGGCUGCGGCUGCAUCUGGAGGCGCCACUUCCGGCAGCGCCACUGCCUCCUCCGCCUCCCCUGUAUCCAUAGCCUUCCAACGGCGGCACUCCAUUGGCACAAUCCAGUCGCAGGUGGACGAGGACGAGGACUCUGAAAUUGUCGUCGAUGACGAUGGCGAUGCUGGCGCCGCUGCUAAUGUCGUUUCGGCACCCACGCAGCACGUGCAGCAUGCGCCCACGCAGCAGCAGCAGCGCAGUCAGGUGGGCGCAGCGGCCAAGCGGCACCCGAAAGAGGGCGGCAGGGCCAGCAGCGUUGGCAACAAGGCCAGGCGUGCGUCAGCUGAGGCGAGUGCGGAGACACCGCGGGUCACCAAGCGCAAGCGCGACGCCAAAGAGGACACAGCCGACCACCGCAGCCGCUCGCCCGCGGCCAAGCGCUCAGCACUCCAGCUGCCCGUGGCCGAGGGCGGCAGCACCCCAGCAGCCGCCUCUUUGGCAGCUGUCUCCAAGCCCGCCAGCUUUAACAGCAACCCGAGCAGGCGGUCCUGCGCUUCCUGCGGCUCCUGCACAACCCCCUGCUGGCGGCCUGGACUGAUCGACAGUAUGACUCUGUGCAACUUGUGCGGGCUGCGGUUCAAGAAGGGCAACGUGUACUGUGGCUCUUGCAGCUACGUCCCGACGAAGACCGAAAUCGCAACCGGCGGUGCCUCUGCUUGCAAGCGCUGUCUUUUGCCCAUCCGCAUGAACAAUGUGAACAGUGCGUCGGCUGGGGGGGCGAUUAUGUCGUCGCCACUUGUUGUGCUGUCUUCGUCAAAGAAGAACGCUGUCGCAAAGGUUAAGGCUUCUGCUGCUAAUGCCGCUGCUGCUCAUGCUGCGCCACGCGUCAUCCUUCCAAACAAUCAUAGCUCUGCUAUCCAGCGGCAGCCACAGAACGGCAGCACUCCGCAGCAGCAGCAGCAGCAGACUAAGCAUAUCGGCUACUAA
Kickxella alabastrina is the source of this 1842-nucleotide messenger RNA. RefSeq lists its product as uncharacterized. The record is from RefSeq and is a predicted model, not a curated record. Lineage: Eukaryota; Fungi; Kickxellomycota; Kickxellomycetes; Kickxellales; Kickxellaceae. Gene Ontology annotation, cellular component: nucleus. Bases 1 to 1842 code for a protein of 613 amino acids. The transcript has a single exon. Gene Ontology annotation, molecular function: sequence-specific DNA binding; zinc ion binding. Gene Ontology annotation, biological process: regulation of transcription by RNA polymerase II; oocyte development; spermatogenesis.